Messenger RNA from Saccostrea echinata, 810 nucleotides. Its product is annotated as neurogenic locus notch homolog protein 3-like. The record is from RefSeq and is a predicted model, not a curated record. The transcript has 5 exons. The coding region runs from base 1 to 753 and encodes 250 amino acids. Lineage: Eukaryota; Metazoa; Mollusca; Bivalvia; Ostreida; Ostreidae.
AUGGCAAACAAUAUGGCCAAAGAUAUGAUCAUCCGAUUAUAUCCAACGCCAUCUAUUUUUCCAUCACCACUAAAUGUUUGUAAUUUUGCUGUUGAACUACGAAGUUUGUGUCUGUGUCUGCAUCGAUGUUUAUCGAAGUCAGAAUCAUUACUGGAGGAGGAGGAUGACCGUGAAGAUAAUGAGGAUGAUGAUGAUAGCGGGGUCAUCCUGCACUGGCGAGACACCUUGGCUCAGGAUGAUCCAAUAUUAUUUGGCUCAUGUACUGAAGAUUCUGAUUGUCCAGAGAAUGCACUUUGCAAUACCGGUUCAAGCGCAUGUUUCUGUACUGGGGAUUCUGUCUUCGUGGAAUCUGAAUCGGAAGAGGCUCUAGUGUGCCAAAGGGGUGCUUGUAGUCUGAGACUGAGAUCAGAUGAGUGUGCCCCAAAUGGAAUUUGCAGACAUCCUAUGGACGUUUAUGACAUACCUAUCUGCAUUUGUGAAGAGGGAUUUUUUGGAACAAGAUGCAAUGAUUUCUGUGAAAGGAGCAGUGACUGCAAUGGAGGACUUUGUGUUGAAGAGAAAGGACAGAAAGUGUGUGAGUGUCCACCUGGCGCCGAGGGUAAUCAAUGUCAAAUAACGACAUCAACCAGUACAACCACUACAACCACGACAACUACUAUGAGAAAUCGAUUAGGGGGACUGCUCUUGGCGGUGGGAGGGGGUAUCGGUUUAUUAGCCAUCCUAGGAGCAGCAGCUGCAUCUUCAUCCGGAUAACUUAAAACAUGUUAAGACGUAACACAGAAUUGUCAUCGAUGAAGGUGUAUCGUUUGC